Messenger RNA from Lepus europaeus (European hare), 1806 nucleotides. RefSeq names its product chromosome 5 C1orf94 homolog (gene C5H1orf94). The transcript has 7 exons. The record is from RefSeq and is a predicted model, not a curated record. NCBI's taxonomy places the organism in Eukaryota, Metazoa, Chordata, Mammalia, Lagomorpha, Leporidae. Bases 1 to 1806 code for a protein of 601 amino acids.
AUGAGAGGUGGGGGUGCAUGGUCCCCCUGUCUCCGAACCCUGGGCGGACAAAGGGGCUUCUGGAGAGAGAGGAGGAAGAUGGCCAGUGGAAAUGGUCUGCCUUCGUCCUUGGCCCUGGUGGCCAAGCGUCCCUCGGCCCUGGGCCCAUUUCCCCGAUACAUCUGGAUCCACCAGGACACGCCCCAAGACAGCCUGGAUAAGGCUUGCCAUGAAAUCUGGAAGAGAGUUCAGGGGCUGCCCGAGGCCUUGCAGUCCAGAUCCUCCACAGAGCAGCUCUCUGCCACCGGGGCGGGGAUGCCAAGGGACCACAGGCUCAGCUUCAUAGACGAAACUCUGGAGAUCAGCCCUGGCAAAGACGAGAUCUCCCUGUUGGUGGAGCAGGAGUUCCUCAGCCUCACCAAAGAGCACCUCAUCCUGGUCAAAGAGAACUCCGGGAAACCGGAGGCCCCAGGUAGCUCCCCCAAGGAGGCCAGGGACCAGCCAGCUCCCUGCACACCUGCACCUCCUCCAGUGGCAGGUGGCUCUGAGCAGCCAGGAGCCUCCAUCACUGCUGGAGAUGAGCUCCUGGAGCAGAAGGUGGCCGAGUCUGCCAUCGGCAGCCGGCAGGACUGUGAUUCUGCUGUGUCUACAGUCACCGGAAUCCUGCGUGCUGCCAAGGGCAAGAGUGCCACGGGCAUGGAGAACAGGGGCCACAGCCCAGGCGCCUCCAACUCAGAAAUCAGCAAGCUGCUGGCCCAGUUCCCACUGAAGUCCACGGAGACAUCCAAGGCCCCCGACAACAAGAUGGUCCUGGAGGAGACCAGGGUCAUCAAAGACUUCCUGCAGAACAGCAUGUUCAGCAGCUCCGGACCCAGUGAGCCCCCGGGGCUGGGUCCCUUCCUGCUGCUGCCGCCUGCACCUCCUCUCACAGCCCCCGGCAAGCUCCCCGAGCUCCCUGCUCAGAAGAGGCAGCUCCCCGUGUUUGCCAAGAUCUGCUCCAAGCCUGAGCCUGACUCCGAAGGGCACCCUUUGCUGCAGGAACAAAACCCUAGCAACAAAGACUCAACCAAGUGUCAAGACUGCCUCUUUGUUAGCCAGUGGCCCCAGAGUCGGAAGGACACCUGUGGUGAGGAGGGUUGCAAUGACCCAGUGGGCACCCCGUCCAUAGCCCUGCCGCCCAAGAAGCCUGCAUGGCCAGCUGAGAAGAAUCUGCUCUAUGAGUUCCUCGGAGCCACCAAAAACCCAAGUAGGCAGCUGAAGCUUCGCAACAAAGUGGAUGUGGAUGGGCUGGAGCUGAAAUUGAACCCACCUGUCACAGCUGCCGACAAGAACAACAUCAAGUACACGGGGAACGUUUUCAACCCACGCUUCGCCACAGCCUUGACCUCAGCCACCCUGAACCAGCCACUCUGGCUCAACCUGAACUACCCACCUCCACCAGUGUUCCCCAAUCACACCACCUUCCCACAGUACCAGGGCCUGUACCCGCAGCGGGCUGCGAGGAUGCCGUACCAGCAGGCUGUGCACCCCCAGCUGGGCUGUUACUCCCGGCCGGUGACCCCGUACAACCCACAGCAGACGGGACAGCAGAUUUUCCGCUCUUCCUACACCCCGCUGCUGAGCUACAUCCCCUUCGUCCAGCCCAACUAUUCGUACUCGCAGAGGACACCUCCCAAGCUGUCCACCAAUCCCCGAGACCCUUCCCCCAUGGCGGGAGACGGGCCGCAGUACCUCCUCCCCCAGGCAUAUGGGUUUGGCUCAACGUCUGGUGGGCCCCUGAUGAACAGCCCCUAUUUCUCGUCCAGCGGGAAUGGCAUAAAUUUUUAG